AUGGAGAACAUUGUCGAGAACUCACUUUUCGCAGGAAAGUUCACUGGUGGCAACGAGAACAAGGCCAUUGUCACCUCUACCGCAGGAAACUCCCUCGACAACCGAAAAGUUUGUUAUUAUGGAGGCAGUAAAGGAGGAGGACCAGGAGAAGACUGUAAUGGUGGUGCUAGUGGAGAGCAUGACAUUAGUUAUGGAGGUGGUUCUGGUGGAGGAUAUAGUGGUGCUUGUAGAGAACAUAGCACUGGCUAUGGAGGAGGUGACAGAAGUGGCGGUGAAGGUGGUGUAGGGUAUGAUACUGUUGGAAGAGCAUAUGGAGGUGGCUAUAGAAGUGAUGGCUGGUGGAGGUGGUGGAGCAUAGGACAGUAG
This is a messenger RNA of Arachis duranensis, 366 nucleotides long. Its product is annotated as glycine-rich cell wall structural protein 1.8-like. The record is from RefSeq and is a predicted model, not a curated record. Lineage: Eukaryota; Viridiplantae; Streptophyta; Magnoliopsida; Fabales; Fabaceae. The transcript is spliced from 2 exons. The coding region runs from base 1 to 366 and encodes 121 amino acids.